UUUAUUUAUUUAUUUAUUUUUCUUCUUCUUUUUCUCUUUGUGGUAUUAAUUAAAAACUAACAAUAUCAUGUCUGAUCAUCCAGGACAAGAAUUAUUAUCUUCAAGUACAGACAAAGUGCCUUUUUUCAAGAAAAGGACGACAAAGAAUAUCCGGAAAAGACAAAAAUCACCUGAUCGCAGCACAAGUAUACAACGACAGGAUGAUGACGACGAUGACAUUGUAUCUGAAGUGAUUACCAAAGAACGCAAGACAAUCAAAACCCCAUUUGUACAAAGCACAAGACGACGACAACGACGGCAAGAUAUCGAAGAAGAUGAAGAUGAUCAAAAUGGAUUUGGAGAUCAAUACAAAGCAGAUCGGUCGGCCACACUGAAAAAGGAUGAUGCUACACGAUAUACCACAGAAUAUGAACUUGAUGCUGAAGCUUUAGAUGCCAUGACAAGUGCGAUCAAUGCAGGAAAAGCCAAGAGAAAAGCACAAGACAAUAAACAAGUCAAGAAUAGUAAAAUGCAAGUCGGUCCUCAAAAAGCACCUGCCAAUUUGCGUGUCACUGCUCGUUUCGAUUAUCAACCAGAUAUUUGUAAGGAUUAUAAAGAAACUGGAUUCUGUGGUUAUGGUGAUUCUUGUAUCUUUUUACACGACCGUGGUGAUUAUAAAUCCGGAUGGGAAUUGGACAAGGAAUGGGAAGAAGCACAAAAGAAUAAGACUGGUGGUGGAAAGAAAGAUCAAUAUGCUAUAUCGGAUGAAGAAUCAGAUGAAGAAGUUCCUUUUGCUUGUCUGAUAUGUCGAAAAGAAUUUGUAAAUCCUGUGGUAACCAAGUGUCAACAUUACUUUUGUGAAUCAUGUGCAAUCAACAACUACAAAGUAUCUUCGAAAUGUUAUGCAUGUGGUGCUCCAACAAAUGGUGUCUUCAAUACAGCUAAAAAUAUUCUGGAAAAAUUACGACUCAAACAAGAACGGAAACAAAAUCAAGCAGAUGAAGACAAUGCUAUCGAUCAUGCUUUGGAUGGAAUUGAAGGAUUAGAAACUAGAAAUGACGAUGAUAGUGAUGAUGAUGAUGAUGAUGAUAGUGAUGAUGAUGACGAUGAUAGUGAAUAGGUGUGAUUAAAUUUAGUCAAUAGAUCUUCUUUUUUAUGAAUAAAGAAUUUUUUUUUUGAUGAAUU
Molecule: messenger RNA, 1164 nt
Organism: Halteromyces radiatus
Lineage: Eukaryota; Fungi; Mucoromycota; Mucoromycetes; Mucorales; Cunninghamellaceae
Exons: 2
Coding region: 68-1099 (343 amino acids)
Biological process (GO): snoRNA splicing
Cellular component (GO): U2-type spliceosomal complex
Molecular function (GO): metal ion binding
Source: RefSeq, a predicted model, not a curated record